GUUCAAACAACUCUCGAUCAGCAUCUUCUCCUUCCUUUGCGUCGGAAAGCAGCAGCGGAUGAAGUUGCUGUACAGUUAUGGCGGGAGAAUUGUUCCCCGUGGUGGCGAUGGAAGGCUCCGUUACGUGGGCGGUUUCACGCGCGUGCUUUGCGUGGAUCGGUCCAUUAGUUAUGCGGAGCUGAUGGUGAAGUUGUGUGAUGCGUGCGGAGAGGCGGUGAAGUUGAGUUGCAAGCUGCCGAGCGAGGAUUUGGAUGUUCUGGUGUCCAUCUGCGGCGAUGAGGAACUGGCGGUGGUGAUGGAAGAGUACGAGAAGGUGUCGAUGGAGAUGAAGAUCCGCGCCGUGCUUUCACCUUCCAAAAAGACCACGACGACGGGGUGGCCUCCUUCCUCCCCGUUGUCGUGUUUUGAUUUCCCGCCCAGGUUCAAUCAGCAGCAGCAGAAGCAGCAGCAGCAGCAGCGUGUAAAAACAUACGGCCCGGGAACCUUAAUUGGGCGCUCUCGUUAUCUCGUUGCUGCUCCGAUCCGCUCGCUUCGGAAUUAAUUAAACUACUGUAUAUAUUUACCUAGCGAGUUAUAGCUAGUAAUUUGGUCAAAGCUAAGAUUGAUUAUUCA
Messenger RNA from Cuscuta epithymum, 612 nucleotides. NCBI's taxonomy places the organism in Eukaryota, Viridiplantae, Streptophyta, Magnoliopsida, Solanales, Convolvulaceae. The record is from the annotation of a GenBank genome assembly.